Messenger RNA from Oncorhynchus mykiss (rainbow trout), 793 nucleotides. Its product is annotated as dual specificity protein phosphatase family protein. Gene Ontology annotation, cellular component: cytoplasm. Lineage: Eukaryota; Metazoa; Chordata; Actinopteri; Salmoniformes; Salmonidae. Gene Ontology annotation, molecular function: MAP kinase phosphatase activity; protein tyrosine/serine/threonine phosphatase activity. The record is from RefSeq and is a predicted model, not a curated record. Gene Ontology annotation, biological process: protein dephosphorylation; negative regulation of MAPK cascade.
ACCCCCACCCCCAUACACACACACACGCACACACCCCCGCCUGCUGGAGUUGGUCACACACGGCCAGAGGGCCGCAGUAGUUGAGUCAGUCAAGGUAGUUCCACUGUCUAGGGAGAAUGUCAAAGGGAGAGCAGCAAGACCUGGUGGCUAUUAAAGAACUAGAGUCAAUCCUGGAGUCCUGCAAGCUUGAACUGACACCACUAGAUGAGGUCUGGCCUAAUCUCUACAUCGGAAACGUGGCCAUAGCUCAGAACAGGGGUGCAUUAAAGAAGCUUGGCAUCACACACAUCCUGAACGCAGCUCACUUUAAGCAGGGCAGCAUCGGUGACCAGGAUUACUAUGGAAACACCUGUGUGUAUUGUGGCUUCCCUACAGAAGACUCAUCCCAUUUUGACCUCAGCCAGUACUUUAAACCUGCAGCGGACUUCAUACACAAGGCCCUGAAGACUAAAGAUGGGAAGGUGUUGGUGCAUUGCAUCAUGGGUAUAAGUCGUUCCGCCACGCUGGUGCUGGCGUUCCUGAUGAUGCACUGUCGUCUGCCGCUUCGCACCGCGCUCAAACAUGUGACCCAGCGACGCGCCAUCUACCCCAACAGACAUUUCCUGUCACUACUGCUCACCCUCGACACACAGCUCACACGCAAGAGGAGACUAUGUCCUCUUCUCUGACAGUCCUUCUUUCAUCCCUCUCUCCUCCCAUCCCUCGCUCGUCUCACCUCAUAUCUAUCUAUCCAUCUCACACACAAUCCUUUAUACUGGUUGAAAAUAUGUAGUUGUAGGACUUUUACAGUAGG